CAAAAACCGCAAAAACUUCACCACAUUCUUCUGCAAAAGGGCAUACAACAUCGCAAAGAUACAAAUAUGUCAACCCCUACACCCACUAAUCCCCGGAGAUCUCCCAGAAAAAGGAAUGUUGCACCUACAUCAACACCUACAACCACGUCUGAUCCUACACUACUACAAAUUGCCAGAGAGGAUGCCGGUGAUGCCCCCAAACAGCCUGCUGCCAAAAAACAAAAGAAAACCCAUGCCAGUGCAGCUGCUGAACCUGCCAAAGCCCCAAAGAGCAUAAGAAGUAAUGAAAAACAGAAGAGGAGAAAACCAAGAAACAAUGAUUAUUUAUCUGUACGGACCUCCCCAAAGCAGCUCUGUGCACUCGUCAGUAGUCUGAGCCCAGAACAGCACCAAGCUGUUCGAGAUAUGGGAUUUGGAUCCCUUUUAAAUGCAACACUGUCCUUGUGUGAUUGUGAACUUCUGAGAUACCUUCUUGAGCGCUUUGAUGUUGGUAGAUGCUCAAUACAUCUGGAAGAGGAGGAGCUCCUUCUAGGAGAUGAUGAUGUACAGAAAACACUUGGCAUCCCCAGAGGCCAACAGACUGUUGUGGAGGCUGAAAUAACAAGCAAGGACCCACAGUUCACUGGCUUGGUUGAACUUUGGAGACAGCGGUGGGGAGUGAAGACAGGCACACCAACUACAAGCCAGAUGCUGAAUGGCAUUAUUGAGAGGCGUGAUCAUGGAGACAUGUUCAAACGUGACUUCAUAAUCUAUGUUGUUUCCACAUUGAUAAGAGGCUUCAAGAACAUGUUCUGCAACUACAGGCUCCUGUAUUCACUGCAAGAUGUCAGCAAGAUCCAAGACUUCAACUGGUGUGCUUACACGAUACGAUCUCUUGUUGACACCACCACAACAUGGAGGGGCAAACGUGAUGCAGCCUUCACUGGUCCUGCAACUUUCCUGAUGGUUAGAGGAGAAAUAGUCAGAAAGAGAAUUCCCACCAUCACUUCAUGGACUUCAAGUGAUUGA
This is a messenger RNA of Ipomoea nil (Japanese morning glory), 1008 nucleotides long. RefSeq lists its product as uncharacterized. The record is from RefSeq and is a predicted model, not a curated record. The transcript is spliced from 4 exons. Bases 67 to 1008 code for a protein of 313 amino acids. Lineage: Eukaryota; Viridiplantae; Streptophyta; Magnoliopsida; Solanales; Convolvulaceae.